This is a messenger RNA of Miscanthus lutarioriparius, 855 nucleotides long. NCBI's taxonomy places the organism in Eukaryota, Viridiplantae, Streptophyta, Magnoliopsida, Poales, Poaceae. The record is from the annotation of a GenBank genome assembly.
AUGGCGUCCGACCUCCCCUCCUCCCCCUCCUCCCACGCCUCCUCCCCGUCCUCCCACACCUCCUCCCCCUCCUGCCACGCCUUCGACGCCUCCUCCACCUCCACCACGUCCCUCCCCUCCUUCCACAUCACGGUGGCUUCGGUGGAUGAGGUGCGGCUCGCCUUGAGGUUCGCGACGCCCGAGGUGCAGCUGAAGUUCCGACUCGCACCGGACUCCUCCUUGGCGGAGGCUCAUAAGCUGUGGCAGUUGGUGAACGCUCAGGGCGGUGGCGAAGCCGUGCUCAUCAAUCCUGACCGCCUUAGCAACAAGGAGGAGGCCCUUAGGUGCGUCAAGAGCAGGCUGGAGAGGCUACGGCGCUGGAAGCGUCAUCUGGACUGCAAGCACAACAAGGUGCUGGUCCAGGUGUCAAAGCUGGACGAGGUGGUCGACGCAGGUGGACCAGGCGUUCCGCCGGGAUAUCAGCCGCACCGAUACGACGGGCUCCCUGCCUACAUCGACCUCGAGCAGGAUGUUGACAAGAAGGAGAUGAUGGAGCACAUCGAGGCCAUCCGGGCCCUCCUCCUGCAGGGCUCCCCAGAUGGAGGCGACGGGUCCGUGGACGACUGCAAGAAUCGCGAGGCUAAAGAGCAACUCGACAUUGCCCGCUUCAACCUCGCCUACCUGGAGCUGAAAGCCACAGGACUGGAACUCCUGAGAGGUCACCUGGUGGGCGGGAUCGCAGACCUGGAGAAGCGAUUCGUCGACGAGCCUACCCACCUCGGGGCUGGCGACGCUGAGUUUGUCCGUUUUAUUGAGGUCCCAAUGUAUGCAGAUGAGGCGCCACCUCCCCAAGCGAGCCAUGACUUCUGCUGCUGA